This is a messenger RNA of Choloepus didactylus (southern two-toed sloth), 2310 nucleotides long. RefSeq names its product pleckstrin homology domain containing N1 (gene PLEKHN1). Gene Ontology annotation, cellular component: cytoskeleton; mitochondrial membrane. Gene Ontology annotation, molecular function: cardiolipin binding; phosphatidylinositol phosphate binding; phosphatidylserine binding. The transcript has 15 exons. Lineage: Eukaryota; Metazoa; Chordata; Mammalia; Pilosa; Megalonychidae. The record is from RefSeq and is a predicted model, not a curated record. Gene Ontology annotation, biological process: positive regulation of apoptotic process; 3'-UTR-mediated mRNA destabilization; response to hypoxia.
CGGCACCAUGGGGAACAGCCACUGCGUCCCUCAGGCCCCCCGGAGACUCCGGUCCUCCUUCUCCAGGAAGCCCUCGCUGAAGGGACACAGAGAGGACGGCUCCCGGAGGCUGGCAGGUCUCCUCGGCCCUGAGGCUGCUCCCGGCGGGGGCUCCGCAGCCGACAAGAUCCUCUACUAUGUCCCGGCGUUGGACAUCCAAGGACAUCGGAGGGAAAACCCAGACCAGCUGCUCCCGAGUGUGUCCAAGGGGCAGCGGGGGGUCCCCGUGAGGGACCUGGGCCAAGUCGUGCACUACGCCAAGGUGCAGCUGCGCUUCCCGCACAGCCAGGACACCGGCGACUGCUACCUGGAGCUGUUCCCCUCCCACCUGUACUUCCAGGCCCAUGGCUCAGAAGGACUCACCUUACAGGGGCUGUUGCCUCUGACUGAGCUGAGCGUCUCCCGGCUGGAGGGCCCCAGCAAGGAGCACGCCUUCCAGAUCACAGGUGGGAGGGGGCCUGAGUGGCCCCUGGGAGCCCGCAGCAUCCCCGGGAGCCACCACCCCACACCCAGAUGUGCCCCCACCCCAGCCCUCUGCCCUGACCCGGCCCCCCACGAGGCCGGCUGGGGCUGACAGACCCAGGGGUGGGAGGUCCCCGGGCCCCAGUGCACCCUGCCCCCACCCGCAGGCCCGCUGCCAGCCCCCCUCCUCGUGCUGUGCCCCAGCGAAGCCGAGCUGGUCUCCUGGCUCUACCACCUAGAGAAGCAGAUGGCGCUCAUUGGGGGCCUGUGGCACUGCCACUCGGCCUCCCCACAGCACCGGCUGACACGGCUGCGGACCGUGUCGGGGCGCGAGGCGGUGGACGGUGCCAUCUGCGCCUCGAGGGUCAAGCUGCAGCACCUGCCCUCUCAGGAGCAGCAUGAGCGGCUCCUGGUCCUGUACCCGAGCUCCCUGGUGGUUUUCUCCGAGGAGGCAGAAGGACUUUGCUUCAAGGGGGAGCUCCCACUCAGCGCGGUCGCCAUCAAGGUGGAGGAGAAGCAGAAGCAUCUCUGCUCUUUCCUGAUUGAAGGCCGCCUCAUCAACUCCAUCCGCGUGCUGUGCGCCAGCUGGGAGGACCGCGGCCACUGGCUCCGCUGCCUGCACUCCGUGUCUCUCAGGGAUGGCAGCCCCUCCCUGCCCAGCCCCGAGGGCUUCCUGGUGACAGGCAGUGGCCGAGGCUCACUCUCCUCCGAUGGAAGGACCAGCUGGGGCUCGGGAUGCCCAGCGUCCACCUCCACCCACCCCAGCCACUCCCUCCCUGAGUGCAUGGAGCCUGGAGCCGUCCAAGCCAACCCAGGCUGCACCAGCAUCAGCCAGCGGAGGGCAGAGCUGAAACGUGGGGGCAGCAGCCGGUCCCCCAGGAGCAAGGCCCGGAGUGAGGGGCCCAGUCCAGCCACCCCUCUGUACCUGGACCUGAACCUCACCCAGCUGAGCCUGGAGGAGGGCCUGGAGGACCCAGACAGCUCUCCAGAGACCCCGCACUCCCCACUGUACGCCGACCCCUACACCCCACCUGCCACCUCCCACCACAAGCUCACAGACCUCCGGGACCUCGGCGAGUUCCUCAGUGCAGCGUGUGGCUCUCCUGGCCUGGAGCCCUCAGGCGCCUUUCCCUCCGUCCCCGUGUCUGUGCCUGUCUCUAACCCCAGCGCUGGCCCUUCCAGCUGCCCAGACCCCCAUUUGCUUCCCAAGAAGGGAGCCUCUCAGAGGCACAGAGGCCUCUGCAAGGACGGGGGACCACGGCCCCCCAACUCCCCUCAGCUCGUCUCACCUGCAAGGGAAGGGUCGCCCCUGCCACCUCCCCCAGGUGGCCGCUCCCCCCGGCGGCACAAAGACCCAGGCCGCGACAGCGUCGGGGACAAGGCCUUGCCCACGCCCCACCGCAAGGGGACCCGGCUCGGGGCGCCCGAGGCUGAGGUGUGCCUGACCCAGUGGAUCUGACGCCCGGGACCCUCCGCAGCAACCUGCCGGCGUCGGGCCUGGGGGGGUUUGAGCAGGGCCGGGGUCUUUCUUUGCAGGGUCCCGGGCAUCCCUCCACCAGACCUUCAGCCCACGCUGGAUUCCCGGAAAGCCGAGGGGGUCUCCAGAAGUGGGGGAGGACCCCAUCUCUGGGCUCUGGCACCGCGAGCAGCUGGAGGGUCCAGCCCUGGCUGACCUGGCCAGACUGCAGCUCUGGGAAGGGUGUCAGGGUGGGGUCCCUCAGCUGUGCCCCCCGGGAAGAAGGGGGAGGGAAGCCAGUGGGUGCUGCACCUGGGAACGAGCAGGCAGGCGUGAGGUCAGAGGGCCUGUGA